Messenger RNA from Eremomyces bilateralis CBS 781.70, 994 nucleotides. RefSeq lists its product as uncharacterized. The record is from RefSeq and is a predicted model, not a curated record. The transcript has a single exon. Lineage: Eukaryota; Fungi; Ascomycota; Dothideomycetes; Eremomycetales; Eremomycetaceae. Bases 486 to 938 code for a protein of 150 amino acids.
CCGAGCACGAAGGCUAUCACAGCAUUACUCUACUCCGUAUACGUAUCCGUAAACAGAGGCUGAUCAGGAUUUAGGAUAGGAUAAUCCGCCUAGUCCUGUGAGGCUGGAUUCUGCAUGACGAGUUGCUAAAACCAUAGCCGCCGUUACUACACUUCCCACCAUUACCUUUCAGAGGCCAUCUCGCCAUAGAAUCCGUUCGUCGGGUUUCAGAAGCUGAAGAAUUAGUACAUAUUGAAAGGCGUCUUACUGUGCGCAGCAGCAACUUAUGACGUAUGACCAAAUGGAAAGAUUCUAAUCACCCGAAGACGCAGUCACCGGACGCUCAUGUUUUGAUAUAAAUACCUAGUUGCUUCUUAUCACUUGUCCCCAGAUCCAGAUAUACUUCAGUUUACCCCCCAAAACAUUGAAACCUCACAUCCAACCUUGGAAAACGCCCGCACAACCCAGACAAAAUCCUCAUCAAUCAAGCUUCAGCACUAAAAGUUAUGGCCGCCAGUACCACCACCUCCCAAUCGCUCUACAUUAUCUACAACGCCGACUCCACGAUGCUCGGCAAGCUGUCCUACGUGAAGCGCAAAGUCACUUGCCCGGACCCAAACGAAUCCCCAGCCUGCGCCGCUUGCGAACUCACUCACGGCCCAUCGCUCAGUCUGAAAGAGUCGUCGGAUUGGGUCAAGACGAGAGCGCGAAUCGACGGAGUUGCGGUUCAACAGGUACACCGCGAUGAAAUGCCCAUCGAGUUGAAGACUUGGACGCGCGAGAACAAAGUGCCUUCGCCAAGUGUGGUCGUUUCUGUUGCCGGAGAGGGUGGCUUCAGGGAGUUGUUGACGAGGGAGGAUCUGGCUCGUGUACGCAAGAAUCACGAGGACUUCCUGCAACUCUUGGAAACGCGGGCUGGGGAGGAAAAAGUGGUCAACCUUACAAUUAAAAACCCAUAGCUAAUUAUUGAGAGACUGUAGCUAGCUAGCCGCCCCUACAUAUAAUUUAUUCAACC